CAGCACUACAAACAACUUGAUAUUGUGCCGGCUCUACAUUUAGUCUAUUUUCAAACUUAUCAAGUACGUCAUUACCGAUAGCAUCAAUCCAUCAUUAAUCUUUAUUUUUGUUUUACCAGCUCAGCUGCUGUCAUCUAAUUGUUCGAGCAAUGAAGGUUCUGUCGUGGCUACUCGCUGCCUUGUUUGUCUCCGCCGGAACCGCCGUCGCCUUCAACCCAGGCUGCAAUUCCAAUUACGUCUCAUACUAUGGCCAGAACUCCGCCGGCAACCAGCAGACUCUUGGAAACUACUGCAAGGACACCACCGAGGAUAUCAUCGUCCUAGCAUUUAUGAAUGGAUUCCCCAACGUAAUGCUCAACUUUGCCAAUGCCUGCGAGUCAACUUUCCCUGGGAGCUCACUCCUCCAUUGUCCUCAGAUUGCCGAGGACAUCAAGUAUUGCCAGUCCAAGGGCAAAAUUGUUAUUCUCAGCAUGGGUGGUGCAUCAGGAUCCUACGGAUUUUCCAGCGAUGCUCAAGCUAAAGACUUUGCAGACACGGUGUGGGGCAUGUUCUUUAAAGGAACUGCUGACAGGCGCCCCUUUGACGAUGCCGUUCUGGACGGUGUCGACCUGGAUAUCGAGGGUGGCAGUACCAUUGGAUAUACAGCCUUUAUCAACCAACUGCGCUCCCACUAUGCGACCGACCCAAGCAGACAAUAUUACAUUGCAGCUGCCCCUCAGUGCCCAUUCCCUGACGCGUACCUGGGAUCAACAUUAAACUCUGCGUGGUUUGACAUGGUGUUUGUGCAGUUUUACAACAACUAUUGUGGUCUUACUUCUUAUCCUGGUUGGUUCAACUAUGCUGAUUGGGAUACCUGGGCAAAUAAUAAAUCUGUCAACAAGGAUGUUAAGAUUUACAUUGGCGCUCCAGGUUCACCAACAGCUGCUUCUUCUGGAUAUGUUUCUGGAUCUGCUCUAUCUACUAUAUACAACGAUGUGCGCACAAAGUAUUCCAGUCUGGGAGGCAUUAUGACCUGGGAUGUUAGUCAAUCUCGCACCAGCGGCCUUGCCAGCUCCAUUCGUGCAAUGUUGAAUGCUAGCGGAACGUGCGGCAACUCUGGUAGUAAUAACAGCUCAACAUCAGCUAUGUACACCACAAAGACAACAAAGACCUCUACUAGCUCUACUAGCUCGAAAACAACAAAGACUACCAAAACUACAGAUACUGGCAAAACCACAUUGACUACAACUACGACCACAACUACAACCCAGUCAUCAAGCACACCAUUGCCAUCAACUUGCCCGGUCAGCGGCGGCAAGUGCACAACUAGCCAACAGGGAUGCAGUGGUCAGAAAUUUGCAGUCUGUGAUAAUGGAUCCUGGCAAGUAUCUCCCUGCGCCUCUGGAACCUACUGCUACCUCAACGGGUCCACAGCGACCUGUGACUGGUCCAACGGCCGUCCGACAGACGGUUGCGCUGUCAGCGGGAAAUCCAGCCUCGGCAAGCGCCAGGAUUUUGUAGCCGCGUCCCUGAUUACUAAGCCCAAUCUUCUUCCCAAGCCCGUCAAGGCUAAGAGCAACGUGGCUGCUCGCGUCGAGUUUGUAGCUGGUGAGAUUGCGGGCAACAAGUUUUCGACAGUUAUCAAGAUCCAGUCUAAUCAGGACGCAUUCAGCGGGAAUUGGCUUAUAUCCUUUAAUCUUCCCAGCGGGCAGACUGUUGAGACGACCAGCCGUGGGUCAGUUAGUGCCAGUGGGAGCUCUGUGACUAUUAGGUCGGAUGUCUCUCGGGAGAGCAAUAAGAACAUGGCGGCGUUUUUCAAGAUUACGGGAACGUUCACCGGCGACUAUGUGCUUCCUAACACAAGUUCAGCACUAUUCCUCACUGCUUAAUUUGAUGUCUUGUCACUUUCUUAUUUAUGUAUAAUUUGGGAUGCUAUAAUUGAC
Molecule: messenger RNA, 1922 nt
Organism: Kickxella alabastrina
Lineage: Eukaryota; Fungi; Kickxellomycota; Kickxellomycetes; Kickxellales; Kickxellaceae
Product: glycoside hydrolase superfamily
Exons: 1
Coding region: 150-1868 (572 amino acids)
Biological process (GO): chitin catabolic process; carbohydrate metabolic process
Cellular component (GO): extracellular region
Molecular function (GO): polysaccharide binding; chitin binding; chitinase activity
Source: RefSeq, a predicted model, not a curated record